AUGGCUGGAACUUCGACGAGAAGGUCGACUAGAUCUGUAUCUAAUCCACCAGAGGAGAUCCAUGAAGAUGACAUGUAUGACGAAGAAUUGGAAAAUAUCAAGAAACAUAUUGAUUUCCACAAUGAAUCAGAUGAAGACUCUGAAGAUGAAUAUAUCUUAUCAUCAUCGGACGAAGAAUAUGAUGGAAAAAAUGGAGAAGAAGAAUAUGAUGAUUAUGAUGAAAAUUAUAACUUUAAAGAUGCAUUAAAAGGUGCUAGUAACUUUAGAGUACGUAAUAGAAGAGAGAAGAUUAGUAAGAGUUCUAAAAAUUAUUAUAAACGUAAAAUGAUGAGAGCUGAUAAUAGAGAAUUGGAUCCUGAAGUUAGAUCGAAUUUAUCUCAAGCUAAUGAAGCAUUUGUUAGAAAAGAUUUUGGUACAGCAGAAACUUUAUAUUUAGAAGUUAUUAAAAAAGAUGCCAAAAAUUUCACAGCUUUCAAAGCCUUGGGUGAAAUUUAUCAAGCACAAGGCGAUUUCAAUAAAUGUUGUAAUUAUUGGUUAUUGGCAGCAAAUAUUCAUCCUUGGGAUACUGAAUUUUGGGGUCAAGUGGCAGAAUUAUCUUCUGAAUUGGGUUAUAUUGAUCAAGCUAUUUAUUGUUACGGUCGUGCAAUUACGUCCGAUGUUAGAAAAAGUUGUGAUUUUAUACUACAGAGAGCACUUUUAUAUCAAGAAAGAAAACAAUUUGGUAAAGCAUUGGAAGGGUUCCAAAAAGUUAGACAAUUAUAUCCACAAGAUUCCAACAUCAUUAAAUAUUUGGCUUCCGUGUAUCUGGAACAAAAGCGUUUAAAUGAUGCAAUUAAUUUGUAUAUGAAAGUUUUGGAUAAUAAUAUCGAUCCAAAUAAAGAAUCUGGAGAAUUGUUUCCCAAGUUUGAUUGGGCAGAAUUGAAUAUUUUAUUAGAACUUCAUUUACAAAACCAUUCCUGGAGAAUGGGAUUAAAUGUGUUGAAAUUAACAUCCAGAUGGAUUCAAAAUAGAACUGAGGAAACAUGGUGGUCUGAAGAUGAAGAUUUGGAAUUUGAUACUGUGCAAAGAUUUCAGGUUUUGGAUGGAUUGUCAGAAGAUCAGAGAGUAGAAGCCAAGGAUAAAGCAUUUGAAUUACCAAUUGAUAUUCGUUUCAAACUAGGGUGUUUAAGACUUGGGCUCAAACAAAAAAGAGUUGCGAUGGUUAGUUUUGAUUAUUUAAUUGAUGAACAGGAUGUUGCUGAUUUGCAUUUCGAAGCAGGUAAAUUAUUAGAAGAACAUGGGUAUUAUGAAGAUGGAUUAAAAUUCUUAACAAAAGCCUAUGAAGAUGAGCAAUUCCAAGGUAGUCUAGAAUUGACCGAGUUAUUAGCCAGAUGCUAUUUUGAAGUGGGUGAUUAUAAACAAUCUAGAUAUGCCUAUGAAGAAUUAUUACAACAUGAUCCUAAUAAUUUAGAUUUCAAAUUAUCCUUAGCAGAAAGUUUAUUGUAUUUGGGUGAAAAUACCCGAGCACAAAAAUUGAUUAUAGAAGUUAGACAAUCUCGACCUAAAGAAGAAGGGGCUGAUAUUGAAAUUGAUAGCGAAACAACAGAAAACCUUUCAUUGAUUCCAAAUGAAUUUAAGAAAACUCAUGGUAAAAGAAAAUUGACAGAACAAGAAAGGGAAGAAAUUGAAAAUAAUGCCACUCGUAAAUUAUUGGAGAAGUACGGUAGAAUGCAAAGAUUACAAGAAGCAGUAAACAAUGGAGAUAGAAUUGCCAUUAGUGCAUGGAUUCAAUUAGCUUCUCAAUUGAUUGAAAUAUUUGCCAACGUUAAGAGUUUUUUUCCUAGAGAUAAGAAUAGAAUUUUCAGAGGGAUUAUUCGAUACAGAAGAAGAAAAGAUAUGGGAUUGGAUGAAAAAUUGGCCAGAACUCAUAAUUUAUAUUUGGGUAUUGUUCCUGAUGAAAAUAAUUCAAGACAUACAUUAACCAGUAAGACUGAAUAUCGAGGGCUUAGUUAUGAUCAAUGGUUUAAAAUAUUUGCCCAAUAUGCUAUACUAAACUCAAGGUAUGAAAACAAGGUAGAUUAUGCUGACGAGAUUGUUGAUUUGGCAUUAAAUGUGAAUGUUUUCAUUCAAGAUAAAAGAAAAGAAAAUUUUCUUCGAACUUUGAAACUAGUCUUUGCUGUGGGUAGAGGACAAAUUGUUGAAUCUAUUUUCAUUCAAAUUCGUCAUUUUUUAAAUCUGAAUCAAUUUUCCCCAUUUAUUUAUAAAUUAUUCAUGUGUUGUUAUAGUGCUGGUAUAAAUUUCUGGGAACAAUUUUCAUGUUAUAAUCAUCAAAAAUAUUUCUUACGUCAAUUGAAAGGAUAUGAUUUCUAA
Messenger RNA from Candida tropicalis MYA-3404, 2349 nucleotides. It is a transcript of the gene TFC4, whose product is annotated as transcription factor TFIIIC subunit. Gene Ontology annotation, cellular component: transcription factor TFIIIC complex. The transcript has a single exon. Lineage: Eukaryota; Fungi; Ascomycota; Pichiomycetes; Serinales; Debaryomycetaceae. Gene Ontology annotation, molecular function: protein binding. Gene Ontology annotation, biological process: transcription by RNA polymerase III. The coding region runs from base 1 to 2349 and encodes 782 amino acids. The record is from RefSeq and is a predicted model, not a curated record.